UUCGAGACUCGAGACACGCGCAAGUCGGAGUCGGAGUCAGUCGAAGUUGUUUCUAGCGCUACAGUCGUGGAACAGCUGUCAAAGCAAAAUGAUAGAAAAUUGUGUCAGAUAAGCGACAACGAGCACGAUGCGGAUAGAAUUAAUAAUCGCGCUAAUCGCUGGCGUGGUCACGGUACGAUGCAGCGACAUUACUCUAGCAGUCUUCGGGAACGUGCUCGACGGAAUGCCAGCCGCUUUCGGCGACUUCAAUUCCGACGAGCUGACCGACGUGUUCAUGCUACGUAAGAAUGGUACCACCGUCGAGAUCUUCUUGGCUGCGGAUCAGGAACCCCUUCUUAGGCCGAGUUCCAAUCUCAGUUGCACGUUCCGCAACAUCGUCGUCAGCGUGGUACCCGGAGACUUCGAUGGAGACGUAUUCAUGGAUGUUCUGGUAAUCACGUUUAACAAGAACACGAGGUUGUUCCAUGGUUACAUCUUGUGGGGUGGAAACGGCCAGUUGAAUUGCACGAACGAAGAUCGUCCGUUAAUAAACAUGACAGGACAGCCGUUGGCUCUCGAUUACAACGGGGACAUGAUAAUAGAUCUGUUCGGUUUGGACGAGGAGAAUCAGAGGACCUUUUGGGUGUUCAAUCAAACCAGGAUGGUGACCAAGAUACCGAUGAAAAUACCGCGAGAAUAUUCGCUGCCGAAGAUCAGUCAACCUCAUUCGAACGCUUAUCUCGAUUUGAACAACGACUUCGUGGCCGAUUUGGUUGUCACCACGAAUCACUACUUCGAGAUUUGGCUCGGCAACGAACAUGGAUUCCAGUUUGAACGCACCAUACAAUUCCCCUAUAACUUCUCCAAGGGAAGCAAUACCGUGAUCGGUCAGGCUCUCUACUUGGACGUGGAGCUGACGGGCAAGAUGAACCUGUUGCUGCCCCUCUGUUUCGACGCCGCGUGCACCAACAGUACAAUCAUGAUGUACUCCGAUAAAUGGUAUAACUUGCAGGUGAACUUCCGAGAUAGUGACAACGUGCUCUGGGGUUUCGUUCAGCCCGACGGGCAACGAUACACCGACACCAUCACUCUGCGCGGUGGCGAUUUUAAUAUGGACGGUUACCCAGAUAUACUGGCCACGCUGAGGUCGACCAGCGGUAAACAGAAACGAUCUUACCUACUGGCGAACGUCGCGUGCCAUACGUGCGCUGGAUUCACUCGGAAAUUCGAGGUGAAAUGGCAAGCGCUGAAUCCUUUCCACAACGAAACCGCGAUGGCGGUGUUUUACGAUUUCUACCAAGACGGUAUUCUGGACGUGAUUCUGGUAGAAGUGGAUAAAACCAAUAACAGCUAUCGCACGGCGGCAUUCAAGAACAGCUUAGAUUACGACGCGAACUUCGUGAAGGUGAUGGUACUGACGGGCCGGAAUAACAGCAUGUACCCGAUCUCUCCGGGCUCGCUUGGAAAGAAGAAGAGAACCUACGGAACUAAUCUUCCUGGUCCAUCGAUAGCAUACCGGACUACCACGCAGGAUGGCAGUCCCCGAAACGCGAUCGCAGCUCAGUUACCACAGAGCGCGCAUUUCUCUUUAAACUUGCCGUACACGACGUUCGGUUUAGGCAGGACACCUAAUUUCGUUGAUGGUCUCACCAUCGGGGUCGGUGGAAAAUCUCGGGAAUGGCCGCAAAUCAUUCCCAACUCCCAGAUGGUGGUGAUCCCAAAUCCAAUAGCUGAGCCUUGGCGAUGGAAAGCCCAGUUAUUCGUCACUCCUAGCAAAUUAAUUUUGUUGAGCGCGGCUGCGUUGACCGGCACCUGCGGCUUGAUCUCUUUAAUCAUCGUCGCUCUCUACUGGAAGGAGCGAAGGGAGGAUAAGAUCGAGAGGCUUCAGGAAGCACACAGGUUUCACUUCGACGCGAUGUAAAGGUACAAUUAAGUAUUCCAUUCAUAUAUUUAAGAAAUGUAUUUAAUAAUAGUUCUAUAAGUUAUUUUGUAAAUGACAAAUAAAAAUACUGAAACAAUAAAUUAAUAAAUAUACAGAAGAGUUUACGAGCGAA
Messenger RNA from Ceratina calcarata, 2033 nucleotides. RefSeq names its product T-cell immunomodulatory protein. Lineage: Eukaryota; Metazoa; Arthropoda; Insecta; Hymenoptera; Apidae. Gene Ontology annotation, cellular component: plasma membrane. The transcript is spliced from 3 exons. The record is from RefSeq and is a predicted model, not a curated record. The coding region runs from base 128 to 1900 and encodes 590 amino acids.